Messenger RNA from Drechmeria coniospora, 1746 nucleotides. Its product is annotated as photolyase. The record is from RefSeq and is a predicted model, not a curated record. Gene Ontology annotation, biological process: entrainment of circadian clock by photoperiod; circadian regulation of gene expression. NCBI's taxonomy places the organism in Eukaryota, Fungi, Ascomycota, Sordariomycetes, Hypocreales, Ophiocordycipitaceae. The coding region runs from base 1 to 1746 and encodes 581 amino acids. The transcript has 2 exons. Gene Ontology annotation, molecular function: DNA binding; FAD binding. Gene Ontology annotation, cellular component: nucleus; cytoplasm.
AUGCCAUCCAAGGCGAAGCGCCGUUCCACCCCGCCGGCCGAGGCAAACGGCCGUCCAGCCAAACGCGUCAAGGCGAGGACCGGCCUGCGUGCACCUCAUCCCCUUGCUGCCGAGGCCGAAACGCACGGCAUCGUCCUUCGCCAGUUCUACCCUCCUGAGAUGAGCAACGACCGGGCCCGGGCCUACAUCAAAGAUGAGAUUCCGCGCCCCAUCGAGGAGCUCGUCGCCGCCCUCGAGGACACGGCGGCCGAACGCAGCAACGUCGACGUCAAGCGCGCCGUCGUGCACUGGUUCAAGAUGGACCUGCGCCAUACUGACAACAAGGCGCUCGCGCUCGCGAGCGACAAGGCGAAGCAGGGAGGCGUGCCGCUCAUAUGCCUCUACAUCCUCAGCCCCGAGGACCUCGAGGCUCACCUUCGGGCGCCCGUCCGCGUCGACUUCACCCUGCGCACCUUGCACGUUCUCAAGGACGACCUGGCCAAGCUGGACAUUCCGCUCGUCGUGGAAACGGUGAACAGGCGAAACCGGAUUCCGGAUCGCGUCCUCGAGCUUAUGGAGGAAUGGGGUGCCGGCCAUCUCUACGCGAACAUGGAGUAUGAGGUUGACGAGCUGCGUAGGGAGGCGCGCAUGGUCCGCGACCUCUCGGAGAAUGGCAAGUCGUUCGAGGUCGUCCACGACAGCUGCGUCGUGCCUCCGGGGCAGCUGCGGAGCGGCUCCGGGAAGCAGUACGCCGUCUACACGCCGUGGUACCGGUCCUGGGUCGCCCAUGUUCACGGCAACCUCGACCUUCUUGAGCUGUUCGAGCGACCGACCAAAAACCCGACGACGGCUCGGGCCAAGUUCAAGACCCUCUUCGAGUGCUCCAUCCCGGAAGCGCCCCAGAGCAAGCAGCUCAGCUCGGAUGAAAAGAAAAGGUUCCAUCCCCUCUGGCCGUGCGGAGAGCACGCGGCGAUGAAACGGCUCGACGCCUUCUGCGAGGAGAGGAUCGGCAGGUACAGAGACAGGCGAAACAUCCCGGCCGACGACGGCACGUCGUGCCUCUCGGUCCAUCUAGCCACCGGCACCAUCAGCGCCAGGGCCUGCGUCAGGGCGGCGCGGGAUAGGAACAAGACCAAGAAGCUCGACGGAGGUGUCGAGGGCAUCCAGACCUGGAUCAGCGAGGUCGCGUGGCGCGACUUUUACAAGCACGUCCUCGUCCAUUGGCCAUUUGUGUGGCAACCCGAGUACUCCAACAUUGCCUGGUCCUACGACAAGGACGAUUUCAGCCGCUGGUGCGAAGGCCGAACCGGUUUCCCCAUUGUCGACGCAGCCAUGCGGCAGCUCAACCACAUUGGCUACAUGCACAACCGCUGCCGCAUGAUUGUUGCCUCAUUCCUCGCCAAGGACCUCCUCAUCGACUGGCGCAUGGGCGAAAAGUACUUUAUGGAGCACCUCAUCGACGGCGACUUUGCGAGCAACAACGGAGGAUGGGGCUUCGCCGCGAGCGUCGGCGUCGACCCGCAGCCGUACUUUCGCAUCUUCAACCCGCUCCUGCAGAGCGAGAAGUUUGACCCCCAAGGCGAGUACAUUCGACGAUGGGUUCCCGAGCUCAAGGACUUGAGCGACAAGGAGAUACACGAUCCGUACGGUCGUGGUGCCAAGGUCAAGGCCAGCAAGAACGGGUAUCCGAAACCGAUCGUCGAGCACAAGAAGGUUCGGGAAAAGGCGCUGAGCGCAUACAAGGAAGGAAUCGCGAAUGGAAUGUAA